CAUGAUAUAACUGCCUAAUCUAUAAGAUCUUACGUGGACGUCACACCAUCCACUACACCAACUCACUUUAUAGUAUCAAUUACCAAUACAUGAUGUAGAGCAAGGUUAGGCUAGUGAAAGAACAAUAUAUUUAAUAUGAAUAGAAGACAUAAGGUAAUAUUCAGCAGAGACCACGCCUUCAUGGCCGAGCCAUGCCAUCCGAACAACUCCAAUUCAUUCAAUUCAUUGUUCGCGCCCUCUCCAUUGUCAGGUAUUUCUCCGCGUUAAAUAUUGAAUAUCUAUUUUCUGAGUAGUCUUGUGUUCAGCUUUGAGGAUUUUGUGGUUAUGGUCCAAUGCCACUACAUUCUCAAGCGACAAUUAUGUGAUCUCCUAUCAAGCCAAAUAUCUACUUGCUCCUUAUCGUAGAUCACUCGUUUACUUCAUGAGAAUUGAUGGUUUAUCAACUGGAGCUUCACCAAGUCCUGAUUCUUGUCGUGAUGUAUCAAACCGGUAUGUUUGUUUAAUUGGAGUGUUGGUUGUGAAACUCUAACAGCGCGUAACACGGUUAGCCGAUUAUGAGGUGAUUCAACAAAAUACCCUGCAUACUCCUCAAGGAUACUAUUUUGUCAAACCUUCAAAUAUUUUAUUAUUCAUGUAUUUUAAUUUGUGUAACACAAAAUAUGGGAAAUCAUACAGUUAAUGAAGUCACCAACUUUUUUGAACGUGGCAGUGAUGUCGAAGAUGAUAUCAACACUUUAGCAUCUACUAAUACACAUAUUACGGAGAAUAAUCAAUCCGUCUUGGUAUCUUCUACAUCGGACACAUUUUUAGUUCCUCCUUUGCCUCCGCAUAAUCUAGGACAUGAUAAAUCAUUAUCCUCUUCAUCCAUUUCAACACCUAAUGUGGACAAUAUCAACACAAAACGAUAUACUGAUUCUGUGAUGCUUCGAAGUGAUCAUAAAGAGUCUUCUCAGGUAAUCACUUCAGCCAUUGAUGCCCAGGUGAAAUCUAUCAAUGAAAUGUUAUCCUACUUUUCUAAAUUAGUCAAAGCUGAAAAAACUGUUCAACAGGCUCUGUCCGAUUUACUUGAUGAUCAAAUGGGAUCAUCCACUGUUGGCGGUGUUGGUGGUGGUGGCCAGCGUUUGAAUACCACCACUAUGCGUAAUUUAUUUAAAGCAAAUUAUACUCGUGGACGUCGUCGUCGUUUAACCAUGAAUAUCUUGAAUAAAAAUUUAUCUAAUUCAUCUACUGAUAGUGAAUUAAAUAAACUUUUACAAAAUCUUGUCAUUUCAACAAAUCAUCAAGCACGUAUGUAUUCGACACGUGCAUUAUUUCAUAAAUUAAUCACUGCUGGACAAUUAGAUAGUUUAAAUAAUUGUGAACAAUGUUUGAGACGAACUUAUCUAGAAUGUGAAGAAGAAUUGAAAUCACAAGCACGUCAGUAUAUGUUAAGCUUAAAAGCAUAUGAAAAGAAAUAUUUCAAAUAUAUUGGUCAAUUGUCAAAUAUACAAUCGAAAUUAACAAAUUUAUGUGAUAAGCGUUUAAUUAAUAAUCGUAAAGUUAUCGACAGUCUAAUGAAUAAUUUGGAAUAUUCUACUAAAAAAUUGCAUUUAUUACAUAACGAAUAUUGUUUGGCAUUGAUCACUGCCAAUCAUUAUCAACAGUGGCUAUAUACACAUUUACGACCAUGUCUACUUAAAGGUGUUGAACGUACUAUGCAAUUGGCCUCGGAAGUUGUCUGGCAUCUUCUAGUUUUUGGUGGUGAAAAUAUAAAUCAUUUUCAAUCGAAUUGGCUUAAAGAAUUUCAAUCUGAAUUAGAUUUAACAAGCUUAUUAGAACAAAAUGGAGUACAAUUUCCUGGACCUGUAUAUCAUACCUUCAAUCAAGCAUUAAAUAAUAAUACAACAAUAAAUGGAAAUCUUUCUCCUGGUUCUUUAAUUGUUAAUGAUUUAACUGGACAAUCAUUAAUUGAAUUAACACAGUUGCAUAAAAAUAAGGAAUUAUUGCAUAGAGAAACCGUUAAUCAAAUGACUAAAGAAUGUUUACAAUGGGAAGAAGCAUUAUCUCAAUGGCGUGCUGUGUUUGCCAAUCCAGGUCCUAAUCCAUGGUCAUCAAAUUUAUUCAAUAUACAUUCAUCUAGUGUUUCACCAAUAGUUAACACUCCACAAGAUAAUAAUUCAAAUGGAUUUCAUAAUGUAGAUAAUUCAAGUCAUUUAGCGUUGCCUGAUAUCCAAGAUCUUUGGCAUGAUGAUCGAGCUCGACCUGUUAAUCUUUGUGAAGUAUCAUUUCGUUUAGCAAUUUGUGAAUUUGAAUUAUGUUUUGCUAAUUGUCUUGCUGAUUCAGAAGCUCAAUUAGUUAAUGUAUUAACUGAUGCUCAAUGUCGUUUGAAUUGGCUUUCAUUAAAAUUACUUACAAAUGAUCCAACUACAGGUUAUCCAAAUACACCAGCUACAUUUUUACGUGAUUCUUGUGAUGUUACUACCAAUAAUACUACUAAUGGGAAUAAUAAUAAUAAUAGUGACGAUAUAGAUAUGCAAAAUGGGACUGAUGAUAAUUGUAGUCAAGCUUUGAAUGGUCAUGAUAAUUCAAUUCCCAUUUGUAAUCUAAGCGAUUCAUAUUCUACUGAUCUUCCUAAAUUAUUAACUGAACCAAUAUCCAAUUCACCAUUUGCAUUAUCUUUAUCUAAUACAUCUGAUAUGUCAUCUAGUAUAGAACAACAACUACAAUUACAACAACAACAACAACGUCCAGAACGCAAUCGUCUUUGGCAAAGUGUUAGACAAUCUAUGUCGAAAUUUCGUUCACAUUUUAUUCGUAAUAAUAAUAUUCGUUCAUCAACAAGUUCUAUACCAAAUACACGUACAUAUCAAUGUCGUCUUCGUGAAACUAUUAUCACUACUAUACCAAUAUUAAAUACUGUAAAUGAUAAUAAUAAUAAUAAUAAUAAUAAUAAUAAUAAUAAUAAUAAUAAUAAUAAUAAUAAUAAUCAGUCGUUACAUAAUCCAACUAUGAAUGGAUUAAAUAAUCAAAACUCUUUAGGUAUGGAUACUCCAUUUUAUCAUCAAAAUAAAAAAUUCAAUCAACAAAAUCAUAUACAAUCUAAUCGUGAAUCACAAGAUUCAUCAUCCAUUUUAACCAGCUUUCCUAUAGUGAAUGAGUGUGAUGUGGAUAUCAACAAGGAACCGUGGUUUCAUGGUGUUUUGCCUAGAGCAGAGGUGGAACGUCUUUUACAGAAUCAAGGGGAUUUCCUUGUUCGACAAACAAGUAAACGUUCCAGUGGGCGUGAUACCUUAGCCCAUUGGAAUGGAACUAAUGGGGAUUUAAUCAAUGGUAGUCAUAACGAAACAAUAUUAAAUAAAGAUCAUAAUAUUGAUGGAACUGUUUUACGUAUGGUUUUAUCUGUCUUUUGGCAUGGUCAUAGACAUUUUAUUGUAUAUGGUGGACCAGAGUCAGGUGAAGGUUGGCAUUUAGAAGAUGGUCAUUUCUCUACAGUAAGGGAACUGGUUGAAUAUCAUAUGAAAACUCAAACUCCCGUGACAGCAAAAUCAGGUGCAUGUCUUAUUACACCAAUUUCAAGACCUGAUUGGGAACUAGACAAUCGUGAUGUACAACUACUACAAAAAAUUGGUCAAGGUAACUUUGGUGAUGUUUACCGAGGUGUAUAUAAUGGAAAUGAAGUUGCAGUGAAAACUUGUCGUGUCGAUAUGACAGCAUCAGAUUUACGUAGGAAAUUUCUCCAAGGUGAAACAACUGCUUUAAAUUUCAAUCAUCCAAAUAUUGUCAAAUUAAUUGGUAUUGCAGUUCAAUCUUAUCCAAUUAUGAUUGUGAUGGAGUAUGUUCCAGGUGGUUCUCUUUUAAAUCAUUUACGUAAAUCAAAAAAUGCAUUACCUGUUAUGAAACUACUUCAAAUGAGUUUAGAUGCUGCUAAUGGAAUGAUGUAUUUAGAAGCGAAAAAUUGUAUUCAUCGGUAAGUUUUAUUUUACUCUCAUUUCAUAUCAAUACAGAAAUUCAUAUUUGAUAAAUUCGAUCCCGAUAAUGGUUAUAAACAGAUUGAUUGUUGUGGUACAACUAACGUCCUCCUACUACCUGUAGUGAGUUUUGGAGUAUACGUUCUUUAAUAACUUUCAAGAGGGUAGAUUCAAUAGAAAUGAAUUCACUUUGAACUCUGAGAUGGAGGUACAUCCAGCCGAUGAGUCCCAAAUGGGACGAAACGCGCGUCGUGGAUUCCACUGCUAGCCACUAUCCAUCAUUGCUUACAAAAUACCAAGACCACAUUUUGAAUAAUUUUCUCUGGUUUGAGUUUUUUAGCGAGUUAGUUUUCUACGGGAUGAGUUCGCUAACCCCAUUCCCAACCCUCUGCUUUUAUCCGAGCUUGGGACAGACAGUAGCCCCGAAGGGGCUCUAGACGGACCUUGUUAUUUAUUCACUUAUCAACCUCGGGUGUUUUUAUAUGAGCGUUUGUGUGUGUAUUUCUUAUCCUACCUAUCACAUAUCUGUAGCUUAUUUCUGUGUGACUAUAAAUAUUGAUUCACGCUUGGCUAAAUCAAGCUGGGUCAUUCGCCUUCUCCACUGUGGUUCAUUUUGCUUCACUCUCUUCGCUUCGUUCUUCCGAUAGUUUUUCUGGAUCAACGAUUGUAUGAAAUAUACAUAUUCGAAAUCCAUUCUUCUAUAUGAUUUAAUUAAUUACGUUAUUCACUAGCUCGAAUUAGGUCGAUGAUUAUAUACGAGGAUUAGCGACAUGUAUAUUUCAAUAACAAUCAAUUAUACGAUCUGAAUGGAGUGAGAUCUCUGGCUACUAAAAAUCUAUUCAACAGUGUUUUAGCUUGUGCGAAGAAGUAUAAAUUGGUGUUUUGGUGGAAUUUCAUUCAGUCUUAAUCACGAUAGAAUAUGGAGAAGAAUGACUACUUGAAACUGGGUUUGAAUAUUGAAAUUUUGUUUACAGUGUUUGCGAUAAUCAUCAAGUUUAACCACUUUAUCCCUAGUAUUAGCCAUGUUGGUAGAUGAAGACUACAUGCUUGAAGUCCGUGUGACUAUCGUAACCAACGGUUCGGGACUCUGUGUGACAUGGCUCAGAAUCGAUCACAAUGGCGUCAGUGUAUGCACUUUCUAUCUUCCUUUAAACUAUGAGAUUAAAGUCCUUUCAUAUCUUUCUACGAAUUAAUUCUUUCUUCUUGUAUUAUAUCCUUAUACACAAUCUAUUUGUAUUGAAACAGUGAUUUAGCAGCAAGAAAUUGUUUAAUUUCUGAUGAUGGUCAAUUAAAAAUAGCUGAUUUUGGCAUGUCGAGAGAAGAGCAUAUAUAUGAAUUAAGUGAUAAACGAGGUCAAAUCCCAAUUAAAUGGACAGCUCCUGAAGCACUUCGAACUGGUCGUUACACUAUUAAAUGUGAUGUAUGGUCAUAUGGUGUACUUUUAUGGGAAAUAUUUACUUUUGGUGAUGUUCCUUAUCGAAAUUGGUCUAAUCAACAAACAAGGGAUAUGAUUGAAUCAGGUUACAGAUUACCUGCACCUGAUUUAAUGCCAGUUUGGUUACGUACAUUAAUGAAUCAUUGUUGGCAUGAUGAACCAAUGAAUCGACCAAGUUUUAUAAAAAUUUCUAAUGAAAUUCAAAUUCCUAAUGUGAAUUCAUUUACACCAAAUUUAAAUAGAUCUAUAGAUCAUUCUAAACAUUGUCAAUUGAAAAUAUCUAAUCAUGAAAAUAAUACAUCAACAAUUCCAUUACAUUUAUCAAUUCCUAUUAAAGAUAGACGAACUAGAGAAGAUUAAUAUGGGGAUAUAUCUUGUUACCUAUGCAACAGACAUCCAAUUUUAUACAUGUAUACAGAGAUUGAUAGGUUUAUAUGGAUACUGGUCGGUCUUGUUACUAUGCCGCUAUACAUACAUACAAUUGUUUAUAUGGAUCUGUACGUACAUGUAAUAGUGUAUAUGCAUUGCAAUUUUCUUUUUUUGUUAUUUAAGCGCCUUUUUCAUCAUUCCAUUUAUCGUUAUUCCUUAUUGAGAUUACAGUUCAGUUAUGGUAUUUAUUGUUGUGUAAAUUUCGAGUGAAAAAAACAAAACCACUUUCUAUUUGUCUUUUGUUCUCAACAAAAAUUAAACACUAUGGUGAUUGAAAUAUUGGUUCAAUUUAUUAUUUGGAAUUCAUAGUUCACUGAAACCAUGCUGCAUAUCACAUCAGUUCAUUAAAAAAACUUGAUUAUUCUACUAUAUACUACCUUACUUACUUACUUACGCUUGUUACUCCUCGUGGAGGAGCAUAGGCUGUGCCCACUAGCACUAUAUUGGGCAUUAUAUUGGCUUCUAUACUACCUAUAAUCAUUGUAAUUGUCAUCAUAAUAUCUCUAUAUCAAUCCAUUUCAAUAAUUUUCCAUAACUUCAAUAUAUUACUUAUAUACUUAUUUAUAUGGAAAUUGUUUUAUUCUUUCUUCUUUCAUGGUUUUUCUUGUUCUUCUUCUUCAUUACUUACAGACUGUGAUAAUAGUAGAUUUAAUUUGUAUAUUUUUUCAGAUUUAUUACAUUUUCCAUAAUAAAACAAAAUUACACAUAGGAAUGAUAUAAAGUUGAUUGUGUUGACUUACAAUUUUCCUUUGGACGUUUUUAUCAUUCUCAGAGUGUGUGUAUGCGAAUGUGUAUGUGUCCAAUAUGUCAUACAUCAACAAUGUAGUUCAUUACGUACAAUAAUGAUUUCAGAAAUGAUCCUACUUUCCAUUAUUGAAUACAGACACCUUAAUUACUUAUAUAUACAUCAACUUACUUACUUACGCCUAUUCCACUUCGUAACGUAUACUUGAAACGCACAUAUAUCUAUCAUUGUGUGGUUAUUCUCAAUAUGAGUAUUCUUUACAUGCCUUCCUAUGAAUAAUGGUCUCAUUCUUUUCUCUUUUUUGUAUAUUUAAUUGUAUUCUUAUCAAGGUAGGGUUUUUUUCUCUUUUGAAAACACAAAAAUAAAAGUAAUUAGGUACAAAUUAGGUGCAAGUCAUCUAUUGUAACUUAUGAUUAAAAUGUAUUCUUAUCACUUACUUUUUAUAAAAGUAAAUAAACAAAUUAAUUAAUACAUAGAUUAUUAUUGUACUGUUAUCAUCAUCACAUGUAUGUUUGCAUAUUGUUUGAUGUAUUGUUUACAUUAUGUUAUGAUUAAGUUUAUUCCAUUGUUUGUUCACAUUGUGAUAUGAGCUACUGAUACCUAUACAAGUAGUAUUAUUAUUUAUUUAUUUGAACCCAUAAAUAGUGGUUUAAGGAGGCACCAGAUACAUAUGCGUCAUACAAAGCAAAUGAGAUUUGUAUGAAGGCUGUCCGGGUGCCCAAACCGAAGCAGGUGGUCUAAUCCACAAGGCAGUGGAGCAUCGUGAGGAGAUGCAGUCCCAUGGUAGCCGAUGAUCAACAAUAACUUCAUACUUCAUUUUUUUCCUCAGGAUCAUUCAGCCCAUGUACACCAUUGGUUUGGAAUGGUGGUUUUCCAACUCCCCUCGAUGGCUCGUCAACCCGGUUAAAGCGUCGGACAUUCGCUUUUCGUCUUCUCAAUUUCGUAAGCAACAGUGAUGCCGCGCGAAGAUAGUGAGUAGGACUUCCCUGGUAGUGGGUGUAUACGCGUAGGCAUGUGAGAGGAUUUAGAGAGGACGACCUGACUCUUCUCACUGUCGGCCGUAGCAAGGCAUUCGGCGGCAAGCACGAGGGCUCGCUGAGACUCGAACUCGGGUCGCUGGAUUCAGAGUGCUAACCGCUACAUCACGAAGCUUACAUUAAGUCGCAAAACGUCAGAAAUACAAUUUUUGGGAUCUAACAAGAAAU
Messenger RNA from Schistosoma haematobium, 7761 nucleotides. RefSeq lists its product as uncharacterized. Lineage: Eukaryota; Metazoa; Platyhelminthes; Trematoda; Strigeidida; Schistosomatidae. Bases 660 to 3950 code for a protein of 1096 amino acids. The transcript is spliced from 18 exons. Gene Ontology annotation, biological process: protein phosphorylation. Gene Ontology annotation, molecular function: protein tyrosine kinase activity; ATP binding. The record is from RefSeq and is a predicted model, not a curated record.